Molecule: messenger RNA, 1518 nt
Organism: Lodderomyces pseudojiufengensis
Lineage: Eukaryota; Fungi; Ascomycota; Pichiomycetes; Serinales; Debaryomycetaceae
Exons: 1
Coding region: 1-1518 (505 amino acids)
Cellular component (GO): mitochondrion
Molecular function (GO): protein-arginine omega-N symmetric methyltransferase activity
Source: RefSeq, a predicted model, not a curated record
AUGAUAACACUACGAAGGAACCUAUUUAAAGGACGAUUAAACAAACUAAAACCUCCCCCGCCACCAAAACCUAAUCAUUAUGAAUAUUCAAUAUCACCUACAACAUAUACAUUCAAGGUACCAUCAUUCAACAGACCUUUAAAUCCAUUUCAAUUGAUAUAUCAAAAAGCAGUAAAUUUCCCAUUCGAAAGUUCAAUAAAUGAGACAUACACAUCAUAUCCACAUGUUACGUCAAAACAACAAUUAAAUAAAAAGACAAGACCGAAAGGUGUUAUAAUGACAACGUCUGAUUUCAUUGAAGAUCUGUUAUAUAAUAAGAAUUAUGGAUAUUUUAUGAAAGAAGUUGAAAUUUAUCAUUCUAAACCAUUUAAUUAUAAUCAAGUGGAAGAUAUAGAUGAUUUUAUAGAAGAAUGGGGUAAAUCAUAUUCAAAAUAUUCAAAGUCUUCACAACUAUGGCAUACACCAACAGAAUUAUUUAAUCCUUAUUAUGGUGAAAGUUUAGCUAGGUAUAUCUUAUUAAAUUAUAAAUUAAAUGGGAAUUAUCCCUAUGAAGAUUUGAUUAUUUAUGAAAUGGGAGGUGGUAAUGGUACAUUAAUGUGUAACAUAUUAAAUUACAUUAAAAAGCAUGAACCAGAAAUAUAUUCCAAUACUCAAUAUAAGAUAAUAGAAAUUUCAAAUCAAUUAGCUACGAAACAGAAAGAAUCUUAUACAAAGAAACUAAAAGAAGAAGGAUUGGAUUCAAAUAUUUUGACAAUACACAACAAGUCUAUCUUUGAAUGGGAUCAAGUGGUUGAAGAACCAUGUUUUUUCAUUGCACUUGAAGUAUUUGAUAAUUUUGCUCAUGAUAUGAUAGCAUAUGAUAUAAAUACUGGUGAACCAUUAGAAGGAAAAGUAUUAAUUGAUAAAAAGGGUGAUUUUUAUCAAUUUUUUACCAAUGAAUUAAGUGAAUACUCAAAUGCAUAUUUACAAUUACGAGAAAAUGGAAAAUUUUCAAUCUUAAAUCAACAAAAUACAUUAGCAGGAAAAUUAAAGUCUUUACAAAGCUUUUAUAAGUCUACUCAUCCCUUGUUGGAAUCAACAACCAAACUUAAAUUAAAAAAUUCAAUAUUACCAUUCAACGAUGAUUUAACACCACCUGAAUAUAUUCCAACAAGAUUAUUAAAAUUUUUCAAUAUCUUAAAACAUAAAUUUCCUAAUCAUUCAUUAAUUAGUUCUGAUUUUCAUGCAUUACCAAAUACCAUCAAAGGAUUUAAUGGACCUGUGGUACAAACAGUCUUAAAUAAAGAAACAAUCGAUGUAUCAACAUACAUGGUACAUCAAGGAUAUUUCGAUAUAAUGUUUGCCACAGAUUUCGAAAUGGCGAAUGAAUUAUACACCAAAAUUACAGGUAAAAUUUCUAAAAUAACCACCCAUAAAGACUUUUUAGAACAAUGGGCAGAUGUUGAUGCCACUACUACAAAAUAUGGAGAAAAUCCAAUGUUGGAUUUUUAUAGAAAUGUUAGUUUUUUAACAAGUUAA